CAGUAUCUCUACCACAUGCGUCUGUCUGAUGAGACCCUGCAGGAGAUCUCUAAGCGGUUCCGCAAGGAAAUGGAAAAAGGGCUUGGAGCCACCUCGCACCCCACGGCUUCAGUGAAAAUGCUGCCCACCUUUGUGAGGUCAACUCCGGACGGGACAGAACAUGGAGAGUUCCUGGCUCUGGACCUUGGUGGGACUAACUUCCGUGUGCUUCGGGUGAGAGUCAUGGACAACGGGCUCCAGAAAGUGGAGAUGGAGAACCAGAUCUAUGCCAUCCCUGAGGACAUCAUGCGAGGCAGUGGCACACAGCUGUUUGACCACAUUGCCGAGUGUCUGGCCAACUUCAUGGAUAAGCUACAAAUCAAAGACAAGAAACUCCCGUUGGGGUUCACAUUCUCAUUCCCUUGCCAUCAAACAAAGCUAGAUGAGAGUUUCCUGGUCUCAUGGACUAAAGGGUUCAAAUCCAGUGGUGUGGAAGGCAGAGAUGUGGUUGAUCUGAUCAGAAAGGCCAUCAAGAGGAGAGGGGACUUCGAUAUUGACAUUGUGGCUGUAGUGAACGACACAGUUGGGACCAUGAUGACCUGUGGCUAUGAUGACCAAAAUUGCGAGAUUGGUCUUAUUGUGGGCACAGGCAGCAACGCCUGCUACAUGGAAGAGAUGCGCCACAUCGACAUGGUAGAGGGUGACGAGGGCCGCAUGUGCAUCAACAUGGAGUGGGGGGCCUUCGGGGAUGACGGAGUUCUUGACGACAUCCGCACUGAGUUCGACAAUGAGAUCGACAUGGGCUCCCUGAACCCUGGGAAGCAGCUAUUCGAGAAGAUGAUCAGUGGCAUGUACAUGGGGGAGAUUGUGAGACUGAUCCUGGUGAAGAUGGCCAAGGAGGAGCUGCUCUUUGGCGGGAAGCUCAGCCAGGAACUCCUCGCUACAGGCCGCUUCGAGACCAAAGAUGUUUCGGACAUUGAAGGGGAGAAGGAUGGCAUCCGGAGGGCGCGCGAGGUCCUGGUGCGGCUGGGCUUGGAGCCGACGCAGGAGGACUGUGUGGCCACUCACCGGGUCUGCCAGAUCGUGUCCACGCGCUCAGCCAGCCUGUGUGCAGCCACGUUGGCAGCUGUGCUGCGGCGUAUCAAGGAGAAUAAGGGCGAGGAGCGGCUGCGCUCCACCAUCGGUGUGGACGGCUCUGUCUACAAGAAGCACCCGCACUUUGCCAAGCGACUUCACAAGGCUGUACGGCGGUUGGUGCCUGACUGUGAUGUCCGCUUCCUUCGCUCCGAGGAUGGCAGUGGCAAGGGGGCAGCUAUGGUGACGGCUGUGGCCCACAGGCUGGCCGACCAACAGCGAGCUCGCCAGAAGAUUCUGGAAGCUCUGAAGCUGAACCGAGAGCAGCUGCUGGAGGUCAAGAAGAGGAUGAAGGUGGAAAUGGAGCGAGGGUUGAGCAAGGAGACUCAUGCCAUGGCCCCUGUAAAGAUGCUGCCCACAUACGUGUGUGCCACACCUGAUGGCACAGAGAAAGGUGACUUUCUGGCCUUGGACCUUGGGGGUACCAAUUUCCGUGUCCUGCUGGUGCGUGUACGGAACGGGAAGCGCCGGGGAGUGGAGAUGCACAACAAGAUCUAUGCCAUCCCACAGGAGGUGAUGCACGGCACUGGAGAUGAGCUCUUUGACCACAUUGUGCAAUGCAUUGCGGACUUCCUGGAGUACAUGGGCAUGAAGGGCGUGUCCCUGCCUCUGGGAUUCACCUUCUCCUUUCCCUGCCAGCAGAACAGCCUGGAUGAGAGCAUCCUUCUUAAGUGGACAAAAGGCUUUAAGGCGUCCGGCUGUGAAGGAGAGGAUGUGGUCGCUCUGCUGAAGGAGGCCAUCCACCGACGAGAGGAAUUUGACCUGGAUGUGGUUGCUGUGGUGAACGACACCGUGGGGACAAUGAUGACUUGUGGCUAUGAAGACCCGCACUGUGAAGUGGGCCUCAUUGUGGGCACUGGCAGUAAUGCCUGCUACAUGGAGGAGAUGCGGAACGUGGAGCUGGUAGACGGGGAGGAGGGGUGCAUGUGCGUCAAUAUGGAGUGGGGUGCCUUUGGGGACAACGGCUGCCUGGACGACCUCCGCACCAAGUUUGACACGGCCGUCGAUGAGCUCUCCCUCAAUCCUGGAAAACAGAGGUUUGAGAAAAUGAUCAGUGGCAUGUACUUGGGUGAGAUUGUCCGUAACAUCCUCAUUGAUUUCACCAAGCAUGGGCUACUAUUCCGUGGCCGAAUCUCAGAACGACUCAAGACAAGAGGAAUCUUUGAAACCAAAUUUCUCUCUCAGAUUGAGAGUGACUGCUUGGCCCUGCUGCAGGUCCGUGCCAUCCUGCACCACCUGGGGCUUGAGAGCACCUGUGACGAUAGCAUCAUUGUCAAGGAGGUGUGCACCGUAGUGGCCAGGCGGGCGGCUCAACUCUGUGGAGCAGGCAUGGCUGCCGUGGUGGACAAAAUCCGAGAAAACCGUGGGCUGGAGACUCUCAAAGUAACAGUGGGCGUGGACGGGACUCUGUACAAGUUGCAUCCUCACUUUGCAAAAGUCAUGCAUGAGACGGUCAAGGACUUGGCUCCAAAAUGUGAUGUGUCGUUCCUGGAGUCAGAGGAUGGCAGUGGGAAGGGAGCCGCCCUCAUCACCGCUGUAGCCUGCCGGAUCCGUGAGGCUGGACAGAGAUAGGGGCACUGCCAUUUG
Molecule: messenger RNA, 2700 nt
Organism: Suncus etruscus (white-toothed pygmy shrew)
Lineage: Eukaryota; Metazoa; Chordata; Mammalia; Eulipotyphla; Soricidae
Gene: HK2
Product: hexokinase 2
Exons: 17
Coding region: 16-2685 (889 amino acids)
Biological process (GO): glucose 6-phosphate metabolic process; intracellular glucose homeostasis; glycolytic process
Cellular component (GO): mitochondrion; cytosol
Molecular function (GO): mannokinase activity; fructokinase activity; ATP binding
Source: RefSeq, a predicted model, not a curated record